Messenger RNA from Saccoglossus kowalevskii, 1749 nucleotides. Its product is annotated as peroxisomal carnitine O-octanoyltransferase-like. Gene Ontology annotation, cellular component: peroxisome. The record is from RefSeq and is a predicted model, not a curated record. NCBI's taxonomy places the organism in Eukaryota, Metazoa, Hemichordata, Enteropneusta, Harrimaniidae. Gene Ontology annotation, molecular function: carnitine O-octanoyltransferase activity.
AUGUGCACUUGUUCUGUCAGUGUUGUUGGCAAAGUUAAACCUCACGUUUCAUCGGAAGAACUGGAGAACACGCGGCGCAUCGUGAAAUCAUUCUAUGACGGUAUCGGAAAAGAGCUUCAUGAGAAGUUACUGAAGAAAGCAAGCAAGGAAAGGAAUUGGUUUGAGUACUGGUGGAUGGAUUUUUAUUUAAAGGCAAGAGGUUCUCCGAAUUAUAGUGCUAGCUAUUAUGGAAUGGUUAUCCCGUUUAUAGACGAAUGUUGGCAAUCUAAAGAAGGCAGCCAAGUAGAAAGGUGUGCAGUGGUAUUGUGGAACGUGUUACAAUUCUGGAAAAUGCUCAGAGAAGAGACUCUGCCAUUAGAUAUUGAUCGCAAUGGGACAACAUUAUCUAUGUAUCAAUAUAGAAGUUUGUUUAAUAGUAGCCGAGUUCCUGGUGUGCAAAAAGACACUUUUGUACAGUGGUUUAAAACUGCGAAAGAAGGUAACUGCCCGAGUCAUCUUAUCGUCAUGAGAAAGGGUCGCUUUUAUAAAUUCAAUGCCACUGACGAUGACGGGAAAAUACUGUCUGCACCAGCACUCAAGAGACAAAUAGAGUAUGUCAAAACUGAAAGCGACAAUCAACCUACUAUACUAAGCGUGGGAAUGUUGACAGCACUAGACAGAAUACCGUGGGCACAGGCGAGGUCACAUUUACAAUCCCUGGAUCCACGGAAUAAAAAGUUCUUAGAUGAAAUCGAGUCGAGUUUGCUAAUACUAAGGCUUGAAGACAAAGCUUCGGAAACACUACAAUCGAUUGCCAGAGAAUCUUUAUGUGGUAUUGGCCAUGGUCGAUGGUUUGAUAAAGGGUACACACUUAUCAGCUUUAAGAAUGGGACCUUUGGAUUAAACAUAGAUCACGUCCAAGUGGAUGCAAUAUGUCCUGUGAAUCAUUGGAUACAUGUGAAUUCCAAAAUUAUCGCCCAAGAUGGCAUUUGGAAGGGCUCAACCGAUGUGAGAAAAUUGUCAAAUCCACAAGAGUUAAAGUUUAUCGUGGAUGAUCAUAUAACAAACGCUAUACGUAAGGCUGUUGAACAAUCCAGGAAGGAGUCGAAAAAUAUUGAAACGUCUAUCAACAAAAUGAACUUCGAUCGAGAAUUGCUGAGAUGCAAGAAAGUUCACCCAGAUGCCUUUUUGCAAUUGGCAAUACAAUAUACUUACUACAAGAUGUACAGAAGACCUGCCCCAACAAAUGAGGCAGCUACAACCCGCCAGUUUUACCAUGGCAGAACGGAAACAGUGAGGGCAUGUACUGUGGAGGCAAUACAAUGGUGUCAGUAUAUGACGGGUGAAAACAUUGAACCAUCGAAAACUUUAAACUUGUUUCUUACGGCGAUUAAUAAGCAUGUGCAGUUGAUGGGUGAAUGUAAACGCAACGAGGGCUGUCAUCGGCAUCUCUAUGGAUUAGAAAUGAUUGCAGCAGAGAAUGGAAUACCGCUUCCAGAAUUAUAUAAAGAUCCUUCCUACAUGAAAAGUGGUGGAAAUGAAAGUUACAUUCUGGUAACUUCUUCGUCGGGAUACUCACCUGUGUUAGCUUUCAUACCACCAAUGUGCGAAAACGGAUAUGGUGUUUUCUACUCUUUCCCCAAGAACGCGCUAAUAUUAUUUGUGUCGUCCUGGAAGAAAGACAAGGCAACCGACUGUGUAGUUUACAGAAAGAAUUUAGAAAAAACUAUUAAUGAAAUGUUGGCGAUGCUCACCAAUUCCAACCUUUAA